AGGCCACAUUAGCAUAUGAAGAUGGCUGCACCUAAAAACUCCAUCCCUUCCUUAGCGGAAUGUCAGUGCGGGAUCUGCAUGGAAAUCCUCGUAGAGCCUGUUACCCUACCUUGCAACCACACGCUCUGUAACCCAUGCUUCCAAUCGACUGUUGAAAAGGCCAAUUUAUGCUGUCCCUUCUGUCGCCGCCGGGUCUCUUCGUGGACUCGGUACCAUACCCGAAGAAAUUCUCUGGUCAAUACAGACCUGUGGGAGAUUAUUCAAAAGCACUAUGCAAAGGAAUGCAAGCUUAGAAUCUCUGGACAAGAAUCAAAGGAAAUCGUUGAUGAGUACCAGCCAGUUCGUCUACUCAGUAAACCUGGGGAGUUGAGGCGAGAAUAUGAAGAGGAGAUAAGCAAGGUGGAGGCUGAGCGACAAGCCAGCAAGGAAGAGGAAAACAAAGCCAGUGAGGAGUACAUACAGAGACUGCUGGCCGAGGAGGAGGAGGAGGAGAAAAGGCGGACGGAGAGAAGACGAAGUGAGAUGGAGGAGCAGCUGAGGGGCGAUGAGGAGCUGGCGAGGAGGCUGAGCACCAGCAUCAACAGUAACUACGAGAGAAAUAUCUUGGCAUCUCCUUUGAGUUCCAGAAAAUCAGAUCCCGUCACAAACAAGUCACAGAAGAAAAAUACGAACAAACAAAAAAACUUUGGAGAUAUUCAAAGAUACUUGUCACCUAAGUCAAAGCCUGGGACAGCAUGGGCAUGUAAAACUGAGCAUGGAGAAGACAUGUGCAAGUCUAAGGAAACAGACAGUAGUGACACGAAGAGCCCUGUGUUGCAAGACACAGACGUUGAAGAAAGCAUGCCAACACAUUCUCCUCAGACCUGCCCAGAAACUCAAGGGCAAGGUCCGGAGCCUUUGACAGAGAUGCCUGUGCCAUGGCUAUGUGCAAGGAAUGCUGAACAGUGCCUUGAGGGAAAAGCUGAAGCAGUGUCAACCAAUCCUGAUGAUUCAUGUAUUGUAAAUGAUGGUGGACCUAGAGCCAUAGUUUCUAACUCUAAGGAAGCUGCAGUUAAGCCUCCUACCAAGAUAGAAAACGAAGAGUAUUCUGUGUCAGGUGUGACCCAGUUAACUGGGGGCAACGGAGUUCCAACAGAGAGCAGAGUGUACGACUUACUAGUCGGAAAAGAGAUUUCCGAAAGAGAAAACCAGGAAUCUGUGUUUGAAGAAGUCAUGGAUCCAUGCUUUUCUGCAAAAAGAAGGAAAAUAUUCAUCACAUCCUCCUUAGAUCAAGAAGAAACAGAAGUGAAUUUUACACAAAAACUGAUAGAUUUGGAACAUAUGCUUUUCGAGAGACAUAAGCAAGAAGAACAGGACAGGUUGUUAGCAUUACAACUUCAAAAAGAGGCAGAUAAAGAAAAAAUGGUGCCAAACCGGCAGAAAGGAUCCCCAGAUCAGUACCAGCUGCGCACAUCUUCACCCCCAGACGGGUUGCUGAAUGGACAGAGGAAGAAUGUCAAAGAUAGGAACUCCCCAAAGCAAACUGCAGAUCGUUCAAAAUCUCAGAGGAGCAGGAAAGGUGAAUACUGGGAGACCUUCGAAAGCACUUGGAAGGGUUCAGUUAAUGGAACGAAGAUGCCAACUCCUAGGAAAGAUAGUUGUAAUGUAUCUAAACGUGCCUGUCCCCUACAGCACAGAAGUGCACAGAAAAGCAUUCUUCAAAUGUUUCAGAGGUAACCAAGCAAAGCACCGGGAGAGAGUUCUAUAGUCCAGUAAAGCUAUAUUAUAGCAAAGCUAGCUCUUCUCCCCUAAAAUCCUGAGAUGUGUCAUUAGUUUCUGCUCAGCAAACACACUUCUUCUCUUUAAGCUGUGAUUACAAAGGAAGAACUUACGAAUGUGUUUCUGCAAAAGUCAGUGAUGAGGAAAUGUCCUUGAGAAUUGUUUCCCUUGUUAGCAGCUGCUGUGUUCUAAGUGUGACACCUUUACAGGUGUAAAACUCCUCGGUCAGGACAUCUUCAGGGCCACUCCCUUUUCCAAACUUUUUUUUAUUUUUAAUGAAUGGGUAAGGAGUCCACACAGGGAUCUUCCGUAACACCAGUAAGUCCCCAUCCCAGUUUUAACUCUAAGCAUUUUAGCAUUUCCUUUGGUGGAAAGUGGGUUGGUGUCAACAGCAGCUAGUUACAAAGCUGCUAGAUUGUUAAUGCAAGGGCUUUACGGUGGGCUGGGCUGAGUGCUGGAAUGGGAGUGAGGGGAAUCCCUGAACUGAAUGGGUGAUCAAAAACCGGGUCCAGCAUGGGCACCAGAUUUCCUGUGGCAGAACAUUCUCCUUAGUUCCUUUGUUAAAUGACAGAAAAUAUUUGGAGUUUACAGCUUUUCACGCCAUGGCAUCUUGGUGUGAAAGGGCAAAUUGGUAUAGUUUUACUUAUCUCUUCUAGAAAAGAAAUAAAUUAUUGAAGGAAAAUUAUACUGUGCUCUGCUAGCAUUAUACUGAACACCCGGCAUUACCGUCUUUAUUGCGUACUGGCUCAGACUCAUGCCUGUUUGUGCACACAGGGACGUGGUGUGUGGGACUUGUCAUGGAUUGUCCUGGGUAUGUGGGGCUUGACUUGGAUUGUCCUGGGGUCCAGACUGAAGUCACCUCGUGAAGCUGAGCCUCUGCUAUUCACCUUCUGUUAAAACAGCUCAGCAGGCUGUAGUCUCAGUAGGAUUUCUCUGGUGUCUUGGCUCCACUUAUGUCCUGCAAACAUAAUAAACCGUCCUAAUGCACUGUUUGCCUUUAUCCACACUUUGGUCAUUUGAAUUUCUUCUUACAAGUUUUGAGACUUUUUUUUUUUUUAUGUUUAUCUUGGCAGAAUUUUUCUCUAAAAUCAAUUUAACUUGAUGCUUUAAGGAGACAGUGUUGGAACUUCAAAUUAGAAAUUAUCACAUUGAGUCUUCGUGGAAUAGUUCAUGACCAAAAAGGGAAUAAGAAAAACAUUCUAGUAUGAUAUAGUGGGAAUUUAUAUAUUCACCACUAGUUUGUCCAUGGGGAGUCAUCCUGAUUGAAGUUGUUUUCAGGUUUUUCGUUUCUCUGUUAGCCUUUCUGUUAUUCUUAUUGUUGGUGCCUUUGUGUUAGAAAACAUUAGAUUUUUUAAAAUUGGUCAUUAGUGAACUGCUUUUUCCUCAUUUUUGUUGGAAAAUAUUUAAUAUCUCAGUAUUAAAGCUGUGCAGCUUUGAAAAAAUAAAAGACGCCUAACAUGGUGGCACGGCCUAAUUAAUCCCAGUACUUCAGAGACAGGGAGAUCUCUGUGAGUUCUUUUUAAAAAAAAAAUUAAAAGAAUGGUUAAUAAAAA
Molecule: messenger RNA, 3311 nt
Organism: Rattus norvegicus (Norway rat)
Lineage: Eukaryota; Metazoa; Chordata; Mammalia; Rodentia; Muridae
Gene: Rnf168
Product: ring finger protein 168
Exons: 6
Coding region: 16-1716 (566 amino acids)
Biological process (GO): protein ubiquitination; response to ionizing radiation; positive regulation of DNA repair
Cellular component (GO): catalytic complex; ubiquitin ligase complex; nucleus
Molecular function (GO): chromatin binding; histone binding; ubiquitin protein ligase activity
Source: RefSeq, marked validated